AUUUUCUAUCCUGCCACCCACCGGGAUGGGCAGAAAGGUAUCACGCUCCGCAGUAACUGCCGCCGAUGUCAAUGUACGAGGUCUCGACUCAGGAACUCUAGGGCGCAGCAUUAGCCAGUGUUUGUCGGUGAAAGGCUUUUGCGUCAUAGAUCCUGAAGUAGACGAUGAGUACCUUGACAAUGUGCUCGGCGACAUUUCAUCAGUGGACGAGCAGGGUAGAUUUGCAUUUGUACCGGCACAGGUGGUGGAGGGACUGCUGGGAAAAGCAGGUUCCUUUCGUGUGGCAGACAUUGGAGUGUCCUCAGAAGAUGCGUAUGCAUCCAUCUACACAGAGAGCUUUGUGAGAGAUGGUUCCGCCCUUCAGUACUUCGACGCAGAAUUCACUCGAUAUGCCAGCUUGCUGUCGCCCCACCUUGAGCGCGCUAAGAUAGAAGUCACUACAAGGUCAACCGCACUGCUGCAUGAGGCAUCAAAGCCCAAAGGGGACGGCCCAGCGCUCACCGAAGAGAUUUGCAUCAAGUGGCUAAAGCUCUUUUGUAGCCACAGGCUCAUUUGCAUUUGGUGCUUGGGCCCUGAGAGAGGCGACUUGGAGCUCCAGCCGUGGGCUGAAGUGGCAGAACCCAUGAAGGUCACAAUGAAGCCAGGGCGCCUUGUGAUCGCUCGUGCAGAUGCCAUGUACCAUCGGCUCUCUUCAGUGGGUUCCACUUAUUGCUUGACGUGCUUUUACAGCAACCUCGGUGGCCGGCAGGAUCCAGUCAGCCCCUCAGGUCUUGCCUUGAAGCAGUGGGCUGACGAUCGCAUGGCUAGGUACAAGCAGAGUAGCCUGCAGGAGAAAAGGUACAUGGAAAUGCCUCGUGACUGGGAAGAGAAGGUGAAUCGAGAAAAGAUCAAUACGCAGCGGGUGGCUCUCCGGACUACCUGUGUGAAGGAGCCUGGCACGGAAGAUCCGCUGGCUUGGGCGUUGGCCUUCAAUUCUGGCCCGGACUAUGCGCUGCGCGUGCCGAUGAUGAGAUGGCAACAUGAUCUUUACUUUGAUGAGGAUCCAGAGUCCUUCAAGCGUGGCAAAACCGAUUGCCAGCAUGGAGUCUACAUUGAGGGCAUUGAGCUCUUUGACUGCAUGGCAUUCAGAAUUUCCAGGGCUGAAGCCUCAGGCAUGGAUCCUGGUCAUCGGCUGACGCUAGAGACUGGCUACGAGGCUUUAGUCCGCGAUGGCUACAAAGCAAACACCUUGAUGAACAGUCGCGGGGGAGUUUAUGUUGCCAACCCUCCUCCAUCUGAGUGGAGCAUGACGCCCAAAGACAUUGUUGGAGGGGGUGUAUGUGGCGGCGGUGGCAGCAUUGCCUGUGGGCGGUUUUCAUUUGUGCAUGGCCUCAAGGGUCCUUGUAUCAGUGUGGACGUGGAGGGAGCAUCUUCGCUGGUGGCUGUGAAUUAUGCGAGCACAAAUCUCUCCAAGACUGGCAACUGGGAUCCAAUUCCGUUUGCCUUGUGCAACUCCUGGAAUCUCCAGCUUUCAGCAAUGUCAUUUAUCCAGCUCUCUGCUUGCAAAUUCCUCUCUCCACAGGGGCGCACAUUUGCCUUCGACGCAUCAGCCAGUGGCUACAUUCGUGGCGAUUGUGUCGUGUCUGUUGUGCUGAAAGCCUUGCAAGUGGAGGAUGGCGAGGUCCAGAGUGAGGAUAAGCAGUAUGGACACUUGGUUGGGAGCGCAACCAACCAGAGUGGCAGGAGAUGCGCCAUGUCUGCUCCAGACUGCCUUGCAUUGCAAGAGGUGAUUCACGAGACUGUGCGGCAGACACAGAUUUCACCCCUAGAUGUAGAUGCAGUGGAAAGCUUUGCGGACGGAAAGAUCUUGGAUGAUUGCCUUGAGGCUACUGCCCUGGCUCGGGCCUACAGACCACAGGGAACUUUGCAUGUGGAUGGGUCUGCCCCGCUUGGAAUCAGUUCAUCCAAAUCUGGAGCCGGGAACCAGUUGGAGGCAAUGGGACUCUCCCAGAUAGUAAAGAUCAUCCUGGCUGCACGUGUGGGCUCAACCCAGCCAUUCCCACAUUUGAGGAUUGUCAAUCCUCACGUAGACCUGGAAAUGUGUGAUCGGAAUGCCAUACUUCUGAGUGAGACGGUAAGUUUCCGAUUGCCAUCAGCAUUCACUGGCAUUCUGAACCGAAGCGUCGGGGGAACCAACUGCCACAGCAUUCUGUUUGCCAAGGUGCCUGAAGCGAACUACACGCCAAGCAAGGCAAUUGAAUCCAAGCCGCAGCUGAUCCAACCAUUGCUGUUCUGGCCGAGUGGAGGUGGUGCACUGGCAGAGGAUAUGCUUCCGAAGAUGGGGUAUAGCAUUAUGGGAACCUUCAACAGGUGGCGCCCCCAACCAAUGGAGACUGAGGGUCCAGGUGUGUUUGCUUUCACCAUCAUCCUCAGUGAAAACAGGUGGGAACGCUUCCAGAUAGCUUUGGAUGGCGACCCUGCUCGAGUCCUCCAUCCAGUGUUGGUGGAGGGCGAUGCGUGCUGCCCUGUGGCUGGACCUGAAGCUGCUCUGCAAGUGCUGAGUUGGCAGAUUGAUGGGCGAUCCAGAAGACCAAGAUUGGUGGAUGCGGAUUCCGACAUGAACCGACCUGCUGGAGGUGCAUGGCAUGCUAUAGUUCCUGAUGCUCCCCCAGAUGAUGAUGACCUUGUGGCCUUGCCUGGAGACAAGUUCAAGAUUCGUUUACACUUGCAGGGACGAUGGAGAAUGGUUGAUUGGGAGAAGCUUCCACAGGUUCCAACUGAGGAUACUCCUGCAGAGAGAGCUUUCCAAGCAAGCUUGUGUGGCCUUGUCGGAACGUACCAGGUUGCCGGCAGCUGGAAUCUCUUUGAAAUGCAGGCCAUGAAGCCAGAGCCAUCUCAGCGCAAAACACAUUGUGUUGAUGUCCUGCUUUCACGUGAUGGAGAGCAGCACUUCCACUUGCUUCGAAAUGAAGAUCGCAACCAGGUCAUUGGUCCACAAACUUCUUUGUCUCGAAGCCCUGGAAGUGCGGUCUUAAGUGCCUGGAACCAGCGAUCUCCUCUUCAUCAUUGGGUAUUCUAUGGACUCGCCGGGGAUGUGUUCAGAAUAGAGUUCGAUCGAACACAGGAUGAGAUGCAGGUGAGAUGGAACAAGCUCGAGAGUGGGAAAGCAGUGCCAGAGGAAAUCACAUUGAUGCACCUCCGCAAAAAGUACAUGGUGAGGCUUUGCUUUGAUAGCUGGAGCAACCAUUUCUACCAAAUGUUCUGGGCAGGCGAAUACUACCAACUCUUUGUGGAGCUCAAUGAGCUGGCCAAGGCUAGCUUCUUGAUCUACGAGGAGGGAAGUCCAUCACGAUGCAUCUAUCCGCCCGUCAAAGAUGCCAACCCAUAUCAGGAACCAAAAGAAUUGCGAGGCCCUGGCACCUUAGAUGGCGAAAGCUAUUUCUGGACCAUCGGUGCAGAGGAAGACAAACCAGCUCUUGGAAGUCGCUAUGAGAUACGACUUCAUGUGGACUCAGAGAGCAAGGUGCCCAUGAAAGUGGACUGGAUUGCAGUGAAGUCAACCAAUGGCCUGGAGGAGGCUGCAGCAAAGGGCUACUUCGUGGGAUGGCUACCAGCAAUGGUUGGAUUUUGAGGGUCGUCCGCCACAUGCAUUUUCAAAAUGGAGGGGCAAUGUGAGUGGCAAUAGGCCAUGAUCUUCCCGCACACAUCUUAGCAUUCUUAUAAGCUCGUGCUCUUGCCUUGACAGCUUGUGUGUGUGUGCAAAAAGAUUGCCCUGUCCUUCACGCGGAAAUGCAGAAGCAUUGGAGUCACUAGGCACGUUUUGCCAACCUUUCGGCACUCAAGCAUUGAAGAGUCACCAAG
This is a messenger RNA of Durusdinium trenchii, 3840 nucleotides long. The record is from the annotation of a GenBank genome assembly. NCBI's taxonomy places the organism in Eukaryota, Dinophyceae, Suessiales, Symbiodiniaceae.